AUGGAGGGCGAUGAGGUUAUCGGCACACCGAAGCAUCCGACUGGCUGCAAAUGGCUAUCCCGCUAUCGUCCCGCUAUGCGUCGCGACAUCGUCGACCAUCGCGACAUUAUCGUCCUCUCCCUCUUUAGUGGGGCCAUCGAGCACCUCGCUGCUCAUGUGCAUUCCUUACCACCUUUCAUCUAUAUGGCAGGGGAUUUCAAUUGCGUGUCAACGACUUGGGAUGACUAUGAGCAUGGCGAGUCGUCGACGGCAAUAUCAUUGUGGGACACCGCAUCUCAGAUCGGCCUCGAGUGGGCACGACCUUCUAACCAUGGACCAACGAGGAUCAGUCCUAAUCCAAACCAGAGAUCCAACGUAUUGGAUCUUGUAUUCUUAGCCCCAUCUGAGAUCUUAAUCUCGAUGCCCAGAUUGGAGCACAAUCUCCAGGGUCCGUCAGAUCAUGUCCCGAUCUGCACAGAUCUUGAUAUCGGUCCCGAACCGCCCGGAUCUGGGCGACGGACAAUUAAACCCGGAAGCGAGGCUGAGAAGUCUUUCAUUUCGGACAUUCUCCGGGAUCUUGCGGCUAUUCCUGUCGCAGCCCUGGCAACCAAGGAAGGCGUUGAAGCUUUAGCCGAUGCUAUCGCGACAGCGUUCUCGGACGCAUGGCUUGCCCAUUUGACUGAGUCCAAACCUACCAAGCGCUCCAAGUCCUGGUGGACGGAAGAGUGCUCGGAAACAUUCAGAGUAUAUCAGUUGAGCCGUUCGCUUGCUGAUUACAACAAGUUUAAAAAGGCGUGUAAAGACACCAAGCGUGAUUUCUUUGAUGAACGUAUUGCAGAAAUCGCUACCUCUCGCAAGCGCCCGUGGGACCUGAUGGAAUGGCCUUGUCAUGAUAUGGACGACCUUUGGGACGCCCUCCACGGCACGUACAACUCGGCCUCUGGUCGCGAGUACGAUGCCUCAGUCUUAGACGAGCUUCCCGAUGAGCCGGUCCGCGAGUGGGCUGACUUUUCAGAGCAUGAGUUGUUGAGUGCCCUUAAGGGGUGUUCCAACUCCUCUGCACCAGGACUGGACCACGUUACGUGGGUCCACCUAAAGGAGUUGCUCAAGGAUAAACACGUCCUUGUGCUCUUCAUCGUGCUGGCCAACGCUUGCCUUCGGGUGGGUCAUUGGCCGCGUAUAUUUAAGGAGUCGCUAUUGGUUAUUGUUCUGAAGCCAAAUAAGCCCUCCUAUUCCGUACUGAAGGCCUUCAGGCUGAUCGUACUCCUCAUCACUUUUGGUAAACUUAUCGAAAAGAUGAUUGCCAAUAGGAUACAGUUUGACGCAGUCAAGCAUGAUAUCUUUCAUCCUAACCAACUGGGUGGCAUCCGCCAGAGGUCAACUGAGGAUGCUGGAUUGAUUCUGACCCAUCUCGUGCGAGCGGGGUGGGUUAAGGGUCUCCAGACUAGCGCGCUGGCUUUUGACAUCGCGCAGUUCUUCCCCUCUAUCAACCAUGAGAUGUUCAUGGCUGUUCUUCGCAAGCACAAGGUAUACUGUUGGAAUGCCUUCCAGUCCGACUCGCGGUCUGCGGACGUGGGUGUCGGGCAGGGCUCUGCUCUCUCGCCUGUUAUCUCUGGGCUGUUCAUUGCUCCGGUAAUGAAGCUCUUCUAUAUCAAAGCGGCACUGCUUAACAUGAUGUUGCUUUCCUUUGUGGAUGAUGGGACCAUUUUGGCCCAAUCCAAACAACUUGAUGAUAAUAAUGUGGGCCUGCGUAAGGCCUACAAAAUUAUCUACCUCCUCUUUGUUGCCUUCGCGCUCGUUCUUGAACACGACAAGACCGAGUUGUUUCACUUUUCGCGUCGACGAGAUGCCUACAAUCCCUUGCUGGAUCUGGGGUAUGCCCCACAUACCGGUGCCACACCUUUGAAACCCAAGACCUAUUGGAGGUACUUGGGCUUCUACUUUGACCGCGGGCUCACAUUUCAUGAGCACGUUCGCUACUACGCCACCAAGGCGUUCACCACCGUGCAGGCCAUGCGCAUGCUUGGCAACUCCACUAGAGGGCUCUCGCCUAAACAGCGCCGCCUCUUAUAUCGGUCGUGUGUGGUCCCCAUUGCCACAUACGGCUAUCGUCUCUGGUAUUUUGAUGGCGCUCGCAACAAGGGCGCGAUGAACCAGUUGAAACGGAUGCAGCGAAAAGCUGCUCUAUGGAUUACGGGUGCUUUUCGCACCUCCCCCACCGGCGGUCUUGAGGCUCUAGCGGGUCUCAUCCCCGUCCACCUUAUGCUGAAGAAGUUGGCAACGCGCGCAGUGUACCGCGUAGCCACCCUCUCGGACACCCACCCUCUUCGCUCUAUGAUGGGCGAGGGACUCCUUAAGCGAGCUGCACCACAUGCUCGCUCUGCCGCCUUGAUGACCCCAGCCAUGUGA
This is a messenger RNA of Cyclocybe aegerita, 2388 nucleotides long. NCBI's taxonomy places the organism in Eukaryota, Fungi, Basidiomycota, Agaricomycetes, Agaricales, Hemipholiotaceae. The record is from the annotation of a GenBank genome assembly.